Molecule: messenger RNA, 2349 nt
Organism: Microsporum canis CBS 113480
Lineage: Eukaryota; Fungi; Ascomycota; Eurotiomycetes; Onygenales; Arthrodermataceae
Product: meiotically up-regulated gene 71 protein
Exons: 1
Coding region: 1-2349 (782 amino acids)
Biological process (GO): protein histidyl modification to diphthamide
Molecular function (GO): diphthine-ammonia ligase activity
Source: RefSeq, a predicted model, not a curated record
AUGCCAGAACAACUAAACGUUAUAGCCCUCAUAUCUGGCGGGAAGGAUUCACUCUAUACCAUCCUACACUGCCUGAAAAAUGGUCAUCGAGUCGUUGCACUCGCAAAUCUAUACCCCCCACCUCGACCAGGACGAACUGAAGGGCCUGAUGAUGAUACUGCGGAAGAAGACGCGGACCUGGACAGCUACAUGUACCAAACCAUUGGAUACAGUAUAAUUCCACUUUACAAAUCGGCAUUGGACAUCCCUUUAUUCCGGCAGGAAAUUCGCGGUAGUGCAAUAGAUACGUCUCGGGACUAUUAUUACCACCAGCCUGCCGUAAACGUGCCGGGGGAGAAAUGCGAGGAAAAACAAGAUGAAACGGAAUCUAUCUAUCAGCUACUUAUACGGGUCAUGGAUGCCCAUCCGGAAGCGAAUGCAAUCUGCGCGGGCGCAGUUCUGUCCACGUACCAGAGGACAAGAAUUGAAAACGUUGCAUUGCGGUUGAAUCUCGUACCUCUGGCGUGGCUGUGGAUGUAUCCUUAUCUCCCUGCGCCUGCACAGCGUGAGAACGGGGAUACCGAGUCUGGACCUGGAGCUAGGACUCCGCUAACGGGGUUGCUAGACGAUAUGGCUGCAUGCGGAUGCGAAGCAAGAAUAAUAAAAGUAGCAAGUGGGGGACUAGAUGAGAGUACCUUAUGGGGUGAUAUCGCUAGUAAAGACGGGAUAGUGAGGAGAACUAUGGUGAGAAAACUGGGGCGGUUCCUUAAUGAAGGAAUUGAAGCUGCCGUGUUGGGUGAAGGAGGGGAAUAUGAGAGUCUUGCUAUAGACGGGCCACGGGUUUUAUGGAAGAAGAGGAUCCAAAUUGACUCUGCGGAGAGGCGGGUUGGAGAGGCUGGUGUGGCGUUUUUAUCCCUCAGGGGCGCUAGGUGUGUCGACAAGGAGCCGCUUGACAAUGAAAAUGAGGCAACACUAGAUGAUGUGAGGACACCUCAGAUUUUUGAUGAUGAAUUUAGACGUGUUCUGGAUUCCAUGAAGGUUAAUGAGGUGAAGCAUAACGCUCCGUUAUACCAGAUACAGGAGGUUAGCGGGUAUGAGAGAGCUAUGGUGCAGCUCAGGGAGUCUGGGAACUUCUUGAAUACCUACAACUUGACAGCACCCGAAGCCGGGAAUGGAGCUUCCAGACAAAUGGAUGCAAUUAAGGGGAAACUAGCAACACUUCUAAAUUCUCGGAAGAAGAAGGAUGGAGAAGUGUUGACUACAAACGACGCUAUCUUCAGCACCAUCUUACUCCGAUCAAUGGACGAUUUUGCAUCCGUUAACGCUAUAUAUUCCAGCUUAUUCACUCAGCCCAACCCACCAGCAAGAGUCACGCUAGCAUGUGGAGACAAUUUACCUACGGGAGUUGAUAUCAUGAUAUCCUUUACUUUCUACCUAUGGCCAAGGACCCUACUGCAGGCGCUACAUGUCCAAUCUCGGUCCUACUGGGCUCCAGCAAAUAUAGGUCCUUAUUCCCAGGCAAUAUGCGCGCCGAUGCGGUCCGCUUCUGGGCUGACGCAGAUAGCCGGACCCGUUUUCAUUGCCGGCCAAAUCCCACUGGAACCUAGCUCGAUGCAAUUAUACUUAUAUAGUGGAGAUACUGGAGGGGACAUGUUAUUAUUUCACUCUCAAGCUGUCCUGUCACUGCAGCAUCUGUGGAGAAUAGGCAAGGCCACGGGAGUGGGGUGGUGGACGGGAGCUGCGGCAUUCCUUUCUACCGGUGCUGACGUUCGGUCUAGAGCUGCUGUGGCGUGGGAUAUAUGGAAAUUUAUGAAUGAAGACCACAGCACCGAAGACCCGGAAGAAGAGGAUAACAAUCCGUCUAAUUUUGAUGUCUGGCAUAUGAAGUAUGGGGGGCAAUACGGCCAACCAAAGGCAGAAGUGUCUACACGCCCGAUGCCGGACUUUAACAUUGUCAAUGGGGAACCAGCUAUACCGUCUUUCUUCGCUAUUGAGGUCGAUGAACUACCCCGAGGAAGUAGUAUCGAAUGGCAGGGCCUUGGGUUACGAGCAAGCAGCGUUACUUUGGCAUACGAUCAAACCGAUGAGCUGCAGAUUCUACAUGCGUCGGGGCCCGAGUUUGGCUGCUAUACAUCUAUUGCCGUCAUGGCGCAUCCAAACACUGAUCUAGAAGCUUUGUUGCAAAAGGCAGUGUUAAUAGCUGCGGAAAAGCUGCCUCAAGGAGGCAUUUUUUCCCAUAUGGCCAUUUACACACCGCAUGCCGCAAAACUCAAAGAUUGGGAGGGUCAGGUCAUUCCGUGUAAGGCUGUGUAUGGACCUCGAGCACAAGAGCUUGUUGCUGGUCUUAUUUUUCAAACACCCUCGCCAUAG